Molecule: messenger RNA, 1800 nt
Organism: Melampsora larici-populina 98AG31
Lineage: Eukaryota; Fungi; Basidiomycota; Pucciniomycetes; Pucciniales; Melampsoraceae
Exons: 8
Coding region: 1-1800 (599 amino acids)
Source: RefSeq, a predicted model, not a curated record
AUGCUGGGCGAUAGAUCUGCUCUUAAACAAGUACUCAAUACUGUUUCCACCGUCGUAUCUGACCCAAGAUUGACCGAAUCCGCGCUCAACUGGGGAACCCAAAUCUCCCCACAUCGACUCUUGCCAGUUCUUAGGGGAAGUUUGAGGCCAGCUGUGAAUUGGUCACUCAGUACUGUUGGUCUCUUCAUGACCCCAUCCUUUAUUACGCAUAUUGGUUUGAUAUGCGCAUGGUUCUUCCCCCCUAUACUCAUCACCUGGACAAUAGACAUCCUCUUGUGUAAAUUGAUCAGCAAAGCGAUUCCAUUUCCUGAAGCCGAUGGAACAAUUAGCUCUGAGGAACAAAGUCGAAAUCGAAGUCGCAGCCGAAGUCGAAAUAAAAGCAAAGGUCACAGCCGGGCGGGGCACAUGCCGACGAUUCGUCACCCUCCAUACGAAGAUGAAAGAUGGAUUCCAACACCAGAGCCGGAAGAAAGCGACUCGGAAGAUGAAGAAACUCCACGGCAGCGCGCAGUCACCCUUGAUGCGUACUCGCCACAGGUUCGGCCGAUGAGACCCCCCUCUUCUCUACCAGAGGCACAACGUCGAGUGUCAGAAAACGACACGUAUGAAGUCGGAAAUGCAUACGAGGCCAGCCCAAUAGUUCAAGCGAAUUCAAAUUCUACAUUUCUUACAAUGCCUACAACUAGCCGGCGUGAUCAUGAGAGACAAUCCGAAACAGACUGGGACGAGGGACAGGGGUCUUUUCCUACAACACAAGAGGGCAUCUCUUCAACAGCAGGAGAGACUUCCAGCUCUGGACUUUCUCGUGGGAUGGUCGCUGUCAACAUAAUUCCGGAGCCCAUCUCCACCCCUGCACCCUUACCGGACAUAAUUCUCUCACAAAAACUGAGCCGGCUAGUUGACCUGGUCAUUUACGUCAUCAUAUUUAUGGUCGGCGUGGUACUCUUUUACACACCAGGUGGUGAAAAAAGAUCUCAAGUCAUCUUCAUCGCAACGAUCAGCCUGAUAUGGCUUUUCAGUAGGCGUAUCAUACCGCAUUCUUGGACCAAGGUGCUACAUCCCACACUCACAACAAGCUUGUUGGCUUCCUUUGGAAUCCUUGGCAUAGGCUCUACUAUAGGUCUUAACAGACAACAGACCUACGACUUGUUCUACAAAGAAAUGACCUAUCUUGAUUUCCUGGACCCGUUUUCGAAAGAAGGUAUCGUAGUUCCUGGGGCAGGUGAUAUCUUAGAGAGUGUCUUGGAUGCAGGCACGGUCGGAUUGGCGUUCACAAUCUUUGAUUACCGGCGUGAUUUAUAUCAUAACUUCUUCAGAAUCUUUUUGGUCGUUCUUCCCAACUGUGUGUUAUCAUUACUACUUUGGCCUUACCUCGCCCGUCAAAUUGGACUCUUACCAGAACAGGCCAUAGAUUGGGCGGGAAGAUCAAUGUCUGCUCCGCUUGCCCUCGAGCUCCUCAAGGCUACCAAAGGCGAUCGAAACCUAGGCGCUGUGCUAGUUUAUCUGACCGGUAUAGCUGUCACAGUUUUUAGGACGCCUAUGUUUCGGCUCUUCAGGAUUAGACCGGCAUCUGCUAAAACUCACGAGGAUUAUUUCACCAUUGGAGUUACAGUAGGUGCCUUAGGUGGUGUUAUAGGAACAUCAGGACUUUUCAAAAGACAUCGAAGAGCAGCUGGUACAGCCACAAUAGCUUUAGUGAUCUACGCCAUCAUUAUGCUUUGCUUGGUUGCAGUACCUAUCGUUUCACAAUUUCUUGACACCUUGGUAGGGAGACCAUCAGGAGGAAGGUCUGAGUUAUGA